AUGCCCAGACCAACAACGACUCACCACAACUCACCUAGACAUUUUUACAUCAUCCUUCAACAACCUUCCACACGUCCUUUUGAUCCACACCCUCCCUCUGCACUCGACUCGAACCCCGACUCCGCCGACUGCAUACCCGUCCCCCGCCAUUCGUCAUCCGUCCUUUCCGUGCAUUCGUCCGUCAUUUGCCACCCAAAACAUUACCUGCACCCCCGGCAAUCUAAGACCGCUUUUGCGACUGUCCAAGGUUCCAAGCCCAGCCCCUCAGUCCGUGCCGCCGGCGGCCCCUACCUCAACCCUUUGUUAUUGAUCUCCACAUUCUGUCACUCAUCGGAACGUGCACCUCAUGUCGUCCAACAUGGUUCCCCAGGUAUGUCGUACACCCUUGCGCAUUGCAAGACCGACGGGCACCGAGGACUGACAACUUUACAGGAGGAACUGCCGAUCCUCGAGGCCUUCAUCAACAUUCGUAACCGUUUGACGGCCCUCAAGAAGGACAGCACCCGGUUCAUCAGAGCUCAAGAUGUCAUGUCGAUCUACAACCAGAUCAUCAAGCAACUGACAAAACUCAAUGCGAUCCGCGAAGAGGCCUCCGAAUCCGCGUUACAAAGCAACCCGAGCAACCCGCCAAAGUCUACGUAUGAGCCCAACCGUGUCGACACCAUCAUUGCCGAUGUGUUCUCGCUCAUCAGUCUGAUGUUCCUCACGGUCGGCAAAAGCAGGGAGAGUCCGGCCGUGUACUGCCAGAUUGCUAGCAUGAGGCAAAUCCUGAGCCACAUGGACGAGUCUGGUGUCUACACCGAGGCGUAUCUGCAGGGAUUUAGGGACCGUCUGGAGGAGCUGAAGACCAUCAUCAAGAACGACCGCGAGGAGGGAAGACAUCCGGAGCCGGUCCUGAAGUACAUGCAGAAGAAGCUGGAGGGAACCGAGGCGAUCCUGAACGAACUGAUGGAGUCUUUGUCCGUGUUGUCGAUCGAGCUCGUCCCUAUUCACAACCGUCUCGUUGCUAUCCGCAAGCAGCUGACGGCCCUGGCCACCGAGCCCAAGGUCAACAAGGCCGAGCUCAAGGCUAUCCUGGAGGAGCUCCGCAAGAUUGAUUCGAAGCGUGUCGAUGGCAAAUUCCUGGGUCCGGGCGGCUCCUCGGUUCCCGAGGGACAAGCCCUGCUCAGUGGAUUAAUCGAUUCGUGCUUCGACAUUGUGCAGGACAUCAAGGCGCGCGAGCACGAGGAGAACGUUAGCCCGCCUCUCAAGCCUAUCUGGGAGCGUCUCACGACGAUGAAGCAGCAGCUCGAGCAGCUCACUCUUACGCAUCGUUGGACGCUGCGUGAGACGGAUCUGUACAACUACCUUCUGUCGCUCCGCGAGAUCGACUCGAUGCGUGUGGACGGCAAGUUUGUGGACGCGGACGGCAACAAAGCCGAGGGACAGUACCUGCUGCUCUACCUGCUGCGCCGCUGUUACGGUCUGAUCUACCGUCUCAUGUCCGAGUCUGAGCCCAUCUCCGAAGAGCUCAUGCCGAUCGCCAACAAGCUCUCGACGAUCAAGAAGUGUCUGAACGAGGUGCACAAGUACGGCGGACCAUACAGCCCACGCGACCUUUACCCUUACCACCUGGCGCUGCACCAGAUCGACUCGAUCCGCAAGGACGGCAAGUUCCACGCCGACGACGGAAGUGUGCCCGAAGGCCAAGCGAUUCUGAACGCUCAGCUGUCCGAGGCGCACGAGCUGCUCGAGAUGCUGAAGGAGAGCAUGUCGGAGGAUGACGAUGAUGAUGAGUAG
Molecule: messenger RNA, 1779 nt
Organism: Trichosporon asahii var. asahii CBS 2479
Lineage: Eukaryota; Fungi; Basidiomycota; Tremellomycetes; Trichosporonales; Trichosporonaceae
Exons: 7
Coding region: 1-1779 (592 amino acids)
Cellular component (GO): nucleus; cytoplasm
Source: RefSeq, a predicted model, not a curated record